Meloidogyne enterolobii is the source of this 2072-nucleotide messenger RNA. NCBI's taxonomy places the organism in Eukaryota, Metazoa, Nematoda, Chromadorea, Rhabditida, Meloidogynidae. The record is from the annotation of a GenBank genome assembly.
CUAUGGCAAUGGCGUUGAGAGGCGAAGCUUCUCCCCAAGCCCACAGAUUGCAUCAGCAGCCAACAACAUCUUCAGCUUCUCAAUCUUCUCAAAAAUUGCCUUCAUCGCUACCAACACAAAUGUCUUUAGAAGAGCAAUCAUAUCAACAUCAUUCAAUUCUCCAAUAUCAGCAGCAGCAUCCCCAAUCUCUCCCACCUUCAGCUACUUUUGGUCAACAACAACGCACAUUUUUUCCAAAGAAACACCCAAAAAGUUUUUAUUCCGGUUGUACUACAACAACUUCUACAAUGGCAACAGAUUAUAGAAUGGCAGCAUCUGAACAUAAUAAACAAGUGGAGACACAAUUUACAGGAGAAAAUUAUGAUAAUCCAAAUGAAGAGCUAACAAGACAGAUAGAUCCUUCUCCACGUGAUGAACAUUUUACGCAAAGUAUUCAGAAUUAUCCAGUUCAACAAUCUUCACAAUUAGAUUUGUCAUCUACUAAUAGCAAUGCAAAUCAAAUUUGUUUAGUAACUUCGUCUGAAACAUUAAAUGUAAGCCAAAUACAGAGAAAUCAAGGUGAAAGCGAUGCUUUUCUUAAUUUAUCUGGAGGAGUUCUGAGCGAUACUAAUCUUUAUAUUCGUGGUCUUCAGGAGGAUUGUACUGAUGAAAAGCUUUAUGAAAUGUGUGCUCCUUAUGGAAAGAUUGUUUCUACAAAAGCAAUUUUGGAUAAAUUGACGAGAAAAUGUCGUGGGUAUGGUUUUGUUGAUUUUGACAGUCGUGAGUCUGCAUUAGCUGCAAUUUCUGGCCUUCCCGAAUGGGAUAAUCGAAUACAUGCACAGAUGGCAAAGCAACAAGAGCAAGAUCCAACCAAUCUUUAUAUUGCGAAUCUCCCUUCUCAUUUUGAUGAGGAAAAAUUAUCUGAAAUGCUUCAAGUCCAUGGACCAGUGAUUAGUUCACGGAUUCUUAGAAAUCUUGACGGUUCGAGUCGAGGUGUUGGUUUUUGCCGUAUGACUACAUCAGAGUCUUGUGCUUCAAUUAUUGAUGCUUUUCAUGGGAAACGUUUGGCUCAAGGAUUGCAACCUUUAAUUGUGAAGCUGGCUGAUAGUACUAGUCGAAAAUUAAAACGUUCAACUCCUUCGCUUCAUUCAUUCUACAAUGAUGAUGGACGAUUUUACAAGGCGAAACUACCAGCUACACCUUUACUAUCAGCUACUACACCUUUAAUGGAUCCGAUAAUAUUCCCAGCAAUGUCAAAUUCGGCUCUAGCAGCUUUCAGUCCAGUUCUUGCAAAUUGUGGACGCCUGUCUGCUUCACAAUAUACACCACAGCAUUAUGGACCUAUUGCUGAUCUCAACGCCCAAUUCAAUCAGCUAAGAAUUGCUAAUGGUCCAUCCAGCAUUGUCGGUACAAGUGAUUCAACCGUAACACCUGGCCAAACUCCUCGACCUUUGCCAUCUCUGACCUCGACCGAUUUGCCUUUACAACAUCUACAACAACAGCAAACCCAACAAAUGUUUCAGCCUUCACAGCAGCAACAGGCUGCACAACUUGUCUAUCCGCCUUAUUAUGGUGUGCAGUAUUAUAUGCCAGCUGCAUUUGGUGCUGCAGCUAGUAACUAUCAACAGCCUUUUAUUGUAUAUAACCCGGCAGAUUACUAUUCUCUAGCUUCUCAACAGCAACAAUUAGCUGUAGCUUCAUCUAACCAAUUUGCUAAUGUUGGUGGUCAGGUUCAACAAAAUCAACCAAUUGCAAGUCUUUUCCCAUCUAUCAGUCAACAACAAACAACGCCAGUUAGUAAUCCUCAAUAUGGCAAUACAUACACAAAUCCGCCUUUAAAUAUUGGGCAUCAUAUUGGUGAACAACAACAACUCCAACCGCCACCGUUACCACAGGUACAAAGUACUGGAGGUAACAAUUUUAACCGACCACAGCAACAGCCAUUGCUAACACCUGUACAUACAAAUUCCGCCCCUUAUCUAAAACAACAACAGCGAUAUGGCCAUCAUAUGCAACAACCACAUUGGGUUCCCGAGCAACCUCACUCACAUUCGAUGCCUCCUACUAAUGUCACCACAUGUACAAAGCCAUAA